AUGGAGCCUGGCGGGGACCACCGGAGUCGGAGCGGCGGCGGCGGCGGCGGCGGCAGGGGCGGCCCCGGGCCAGCAGCGGCCUCGGCACGGGGCCGACGGCUGCCGCCCGCCGGAUCGAGCGGCAGCGCGGAACCCGAGGAGGACGACGGCGGGCAAGAUCUUCAGCUGGAAGGGGGUGCCUUAGGGUCCUGGGGGAGUGCCCCCCUGCCCUCCUCCAGGGCCAGGGGACCAGCAUCUUCAGGCAGGAAAUACUCAGACCACUGUGAGGCCCGGGCCUCGAGGCCUGGCAAAAGCCGCAUUCCUGGCCGUGACCAUCGUCGUUACUACCAUGACCACUGGCGGCUGGAGUACCUGAUGGACUUCAACCCGGCUCGGCACGGCAUGGUCUGCAUGGUGUGCGGCAGCUCCCUGGCCACUCUCAAGCUCAGCACCAUUAAGCGACACAUCCGCCAAAAGCACCCUUACUCCCUGCACUGGAGUCCCCGGGAGAAGGAAGUCAUCAGCAACAGCUGGGAUGCCCAUUUGGGGCUGGGGGCUUGCGGAGAGGCCGAGGGGCUGGGGGCCCAGGGGCCUGAGGAGGAGGAGGAGGAGGACGAGGAAGAGGAGGAGGAAGGGGCUGGCCUCCAGACUAGCCUGCCCAAGGGCCCAGGCAAAGCCCCAGCUGGUGGGGGCGGCCGGCGCCGGAGGCGAGGGGGCCCAGGGGCACCCGGGGCUCCGCGUCGGUGCCUCUCAGCCUCCCGGAGGGCUGGGGGCAGCAGGGGGCUGGGUGCCCGGCGGCUGGAGCGGAGGCUGAAGGAGUCCCUGCAGAACUGGUUCCGGGCAGAGUGUCUCAUGGACUAUGACCCGCGGGGGAACCGGCUGGUGUGCAUGGCCUGUGGCCGGGCACUGCCCAGCUUGCAGCUGGACGACAUCCGUGCCCACGUGCUGGAGGUGCACCCUAGCUGCCUGGGGCUCCGCGGCCCCCAGCGUAGGGCCCCCCAGGCUAGCGCCCUGCUGCAGGCCUGGGGUGGCCAGCCGGAGGCGCUGUCUGAGCUCACCCAGUCCCCACCAGACGAUGACCUCGUCCCCCAGGACCUGACCAGCAAGAGCCGGGACCCGGCCCCCGCUGCUGGAGCCCCGUCCUCUCAGGACCUCAGCCCCCCAGACGGAAAGGAAGAGGCUGGCUGGGUCCCUGAGAGGGUGCCCGGGCCGGCAGGGGAGGAGGAGCCGGAGGAGGGCGAGAGGGUGGGGGUCCCCGGCCGGUCUGCGCGGGGCCGCGACCCCCGCCGCCACUGCCCGGAGCGCUGGCGGCUGGAGUACCUCCUGGAGCUGGACGGCGGCCGGCGCGGCCUGGUGUGCCUGGCAUGCGGGGGCGCGCUGGCCUCGCUCAAGAUGAGCACCAUCAAGCGGCACAUCCGCCGGCGCCACCCGGGCUCCGCGCGCCUCGGCGGGCCAGUCGGGGCCCUCAUCGCCCAGGAGUGGAGCGAGAAGGCCGCUCACCUGCUGGCCCUGGGGCUGCCCUGCCCCGAAUCGCCCGGGGACCCCGCCGCCCCCAGCACAGCCGCAGCCUCCGAGGAGGGGGGAGGGCCAGAGGAGGAGCAGCCAGAGGAGGAGGAGGAGUGGUGGGGCGACGUCCCGCUCUCCCCUGGGGAACCGUCGGAACGGCAGGCGGAGGAAGAGGAGGACGACGAGGACGGCCCGGACCCCGGGGCGCUCGCCUUCCCUCCGCCGCCGCCGCCGCCGCCCCCACCUCCCCCGCCCCGCAGCCGAGAGCAGCGGCGGAACUACCAGCCGCGCUGGCGGGGCGAGUACCUGAUGGACUACGACGGCAGCCGGCGCGGCUUGGUCUGCAUGGUGUGCGGGGGCGCGCUGGCCACGCUCAAGGUCAGCACCAUCAAGCGGCACAUCCUGCAGGUGCACCCCUUCUCCAUGGACUUCACGCCCGAGGAGCGCCAGACCAUCCUGGAGGCCUACGAGGAGGCGGCGCUGCGCUGCUACGGUCACGAGGGCUUCGGGCCGCCCGCCCCGGCGGCGCCGCGCGACGGCGGCGCGGACCUCAAGGCGGGCGCCGUGUGUCGGGCCUAGAUCACCCGAGGGGGAGGGCGGCGGUGCCGGGCCGACUCCCCCGGCUCCCCGCGGCCCUGGUCACUGCCCACCCCCGCUGGCCGGGCAGGGCGGAGACUCUCGGGACUGGGGUGGCGUGGCGGGUUCAAGCUAGUGCGGGCGCCGCGGGAAGCGCCCUCUUCUCCUCGGACCCGGAGCCCGGGCCUUCGCCGCUCCAGGCCCCAAGUUCCUGAGAAGACUCGGUCGGUGCACGGAGAGCUUUCGGCCCGCGGUCGCACCCCGCCAGGCCAGCCUUGGGCGGGCGGGGCGCCGUCAGUAUUAGGGUCCCAAGUAGGUGGAGCGGAGGGCGCGCAGAAGGGACGCGCAGGUCCCUUUUUCUUGGCUGGGCGAGUGGGGGGCGCUGAGGUUUCACAGAGGCACGCCGGCAGGCACGGCUCUCGGGGACCGGGGCCAGCUGCCCCCUAGCCGUUCGUUACUGGCCAUCGCGGCCGCUCCGUGGCCUGGACUGCAGGCGAGGGCCUUCCUCGCGAGGAGGGGCAGUGGGGCCUGGGAGCCCGCCGGCCCGCGGGUGGGGGAAGGCGCUGGCGACCGCGGGCGGGAGGCCGGGCGGAAGGGCGGGGCCGGGCCCGAGCCCCGCCCGCGGGGCGGGCUCUGCGGGGACCGCCGCGCCCUCCUGCCCGGCUCCUGCCACGCCUGCCGGCGCCGAGAUCUUGUAAAGGGAUUAGCACUUUCCUCCUUUGCUCGCCUGCUCCGAAGGUCUGCCUGUACCCCUAAGCUCAGUCAGGCGCGCCUGCUUCAAGCGCCCUCAGUCCGAGUCCGGGACACUGGAGGUCCCGGCAGUUGGCGUUCUGUUCCCGUCCCCUUCCUGCCCCCCCUUUUGUACGCCGUGGACGUGCCACCCAUUCGCAGCCCUCUGGGCCUGGGGCCGGGCCUCGGCCUUCCUUUCUCUCUCCGCGGCAGAGCCAGGCCGCGAGGGGCCGGGAACGGGUCCCGCGAUCUCCAGGCAGGUCCGAGAGGGAUGUGUACAUUCAUUCUCCUGUGGAGAACAGGUGGCCCCGGGAUCAGGCCCUUUUUGCUCUUUGUAUUUUAUUUUGAAACUGUAUUUAAUGCUUUUAUAUGAGAGGGGGAGGGGCGGGAAGAGAGCUGUCCGUCACCCUUAUGUGCAAAUGUCUUAUUUAUUAUGCGUGUAUCAGAGAUAAGCUGUGGAGGAAGGACCUAAAGGUAGGAGGAGCGAGGAGGCGCGGGCGGGGGGACCCCAAACAUCAGAGACUAAUGUGUGCCUCACCAGGCUCCUCCGAGGAGUCUCUAGUAACCCACUGGCGCUCUCCACAUAGCCAGGCCGGUUCCUUUGGUCUUAAAGGCUGAGUGGGGAGAUCAGCGGGUGGGGUCUUCAGGGCUGGGUCUGGAGGGGUACCGGCCUUGGCAGCUGCCUCUGUGGGUGGGAAAGCAGAGAGCAGAGAGGAAAGCCUUCCUCAUCUCAGUGCUCCCAGGCCAGAGCCCAAGGUUCAAGUGCCUCAAGGCCCACUCCCCUCGACUUCUGAUUGGGAAUUGAAUUUUAUACCACGGAUUUUAUAGCAUUUUUUAUAUAACUCAAGAUUGUCUGAGCUGGAAAGACCUUGGAGAUCAACCAGUACCUGCCCCCACCCCUUUCACAGAUAAGUAAGAUGGAGUCCAGGAACUGAAAUUAUCACACACCAGGUAGGAGCAAUUCUAGGACUAGAAUAAAAACCUCAACUCCCAGUUCAGUGUUCUUUGCACUACACCAUAUGGCCUCCCGAUCUCUGGUAAGUUAAUAUUUCUUUUACCGUUAGGCCUGCCGAAGGAUGGCGUGUGCUGGGCUCUGCAGUCCCUCCCAGUGCAGCUGUGGGCUACUGGGGGUGGCAGAGAGCAGCACACUUUCCUGGAACAAGUAUUCAACAGGGCAGUCUUGCCACCACUGGCUUUAGCUGGAGGGUGCCAGCAGCAGCUUUCUGGACCAGAACUCCAGAAGUAGAGCUGACUGCCGCCUGGCCCAAGGCCUCCCUGCUGGGCAAAGGCUCUGGCAUUGUGUUGAUGCCACCAGGGGUUCAGGGAAUACUGCGUGGGCUGUCACUCAUCUGAAAAGUGAAUUCCUAGAGUGUUUGAACCUCCAGGUUUUUUGAGACAGUAUUAAAAGAGCAGGGAUUAUGGAUGGCCCCAGGUUGGGUACUGCCAUUCUUUUAUUUUCCUUCAUGCAUGUUGUUUUCAGAUCCAGGAGUGCUCUGCCACUUUUGCUACUCUGCCUGUUCAAAAACAGUAGGCAGACUGGGGCAACUAUCACAGUCAUCCACACCCUCUGCCGAAGUUCAGGUAAGCCAGGGCAGAGAGCAGGGUGAGAAUGGUCUUUGCUCUCAAUAGGCAGGGAGAGGCCUUAGGAGGGCAAGAGUGGAUGUCUUCAUUGAGAAGCAGCCCCAAACACUCCACUGGUUCUCAAAAGUGUGGCCAACAGAAAUUAGGAAGUUAGUAGAAAUGCAAAUUCUUGGGUGGCACCUUAUGGAUCAGAAACUGGCAUGGAGCCUAGCAAUCUGUUUUGAUAAGCCCUCCAAUGAUCAUAAGGCACGCUAAAGUUCUGAGCACCAGUGAACUACAGUGGCAUUGUGGUUAUUGCUACUUUGCAGCUAUUAUAGCCUCUUGAAUCAACAGUCAGGAGCUUAGGUGGUUCUCAUCUCUAGGUGCCUCCUCCUUGCCUUGGGAGUCUGAUAUGAACAGGUGAAGUUUCUUCAUGAAUCUUUUUUGUUAAUGGUAUGCUUGCUAUUAUGGCCAAUAUGUAAAUGUUACUCUGAAUACAUAUUUAUAUACCAUGUUAGUGACAUUAUUUGAACAUUUGUAUGCGUAUUUGUGAAGUUGUUUGCAUCAGUUACUUUUUAAAAAUUUCAGCCUAAGUUUUCUAAGAGGUAUGUUGAAUAAAUUAAAAAAAAAUCACCUUAAGGGUCAUGGCAACCUUAGUUUUGGGAAAGAGCAAAUCCAAGAUAAGUUCUUUCAGCAAACACCUGAUGGAAGUUUCCAUUUUCCAUGGUGACUGAGUCUUAUUGUAAGUACAUUGUGACUGUGUGGGAGUUACAGGCUGCUUCAUGUUGCAGGUGGGGGAAUCCUCCUAGGUUGCUGUGAACUGGGACUACAGACCCCCCUGGCCCCUUCCACUCAUCAUCUUUCUCCUACAGUCACCUCUUAGAGGGUCUCUUAUUUUCUUUGAGAAACUAAAUGCACAGCUUUGCUCUAUUAUGGAAAUUCUGCAAUCUUGGAAAUCAUUACUAGUAUCAACUAUUAGUCACUUUUUAAAGCCUCGAAAGUGGAGUGGGGAUGGGGGCCAGUGGAAGCCUCGUUUGGUUCUUACUUUACCCAAACUGUGUAUAAAGAAUAAAGUUAGCAGAAUGACACCACA
Messenger RNA from Dama dama (fallow deer), 5443 nucleotides. RefSeq names its product zinc finger translocation associated (gene ZFTA). Gene Ontology annotation, biological process: negative regulation of DNA-templated transcription. The record is from RefSeq and is a predicted model, not a curated record. Bases 1 to 2064 code for a protein of 687 amino acids. The transcript is spliced from 5 exons. Lineage: Eukaryota; Metazoa; Chordata; Mammalia; Artiodactyla; Cervidae.